Messenger RNA from Acanthosepion pharaonis, 3360 nucleotides. The record is from the annotation of a GenBank genome assembly. Lineage: Eukaryota; Metazoa; Mollusca; Cephalopoda; Sepiida; Sepiidae.
AUGGUGCCAGUCAAGCAGCCUGCUUCAAAACCAGUAAAACAACCAAAGGCCACACCACAACCACAACAAAGUUAUAUGCCAGAAGCGCCAACAUUUGCAUCUGCUGCAGCAGGAAGCAGUAAGCAAAAACCAGAAACAAAAUCGCCCGCAAGUAUGAAAUGUACAGCGGAACCUACAGUUGCAGCUGCAAAUACUAACCUUAAACCUAAACCAGAAUCAAACAAUGAGGAACUUGGACUUGAUAUUAUGAUUAACUCUGUAGAAACUUCAUCAAAGCCAGCUAAAAAGAAAAAAGGUCCAGUUCUUUCUGCACGGAGCUUUGAAUACACACGGCAACAGUGGACAGGAAAAUCACCAAAACAGUUUCUAAAUGACUGGAUACGCAAAAAUCUACCCAAAAGUGACCUCCCUCACUUUGAAAGAAUCCAUAUAAGUGGGAAUUUCAAAUGUAAAUCCUCUGUUGUCAAGAAAGACGGCACACUGUUAACAGUAACUCCAGAUGUUCUGUGCUUCUCAGUCCGAGAAGCUGAGCAUGUUGGUUCAACUUUACUUUUGUAUCAUCUGUGUAGAGGUCAGCCAAUAUACCAGUUAUUGCCACCACCCUACCGGGACUUGUGGUUAGAAUGGAUGGAAUCUGAAAGGCAGAUCAAGAAGGAAGCACAGGAAAUUAACAACAAACCUCGUGAUCAACUUGUUACAAAACUGCUAAAAGAAUUAAAAUUGGCACCUACACAACCAAAGUCUCACUCAAAUAAUCACUCAAAUGCUGAUAACAAUGAUGAUGAUGUAUGUGAUGAUUGGUUCACUGCCGAUCUUGAUGAUUCAUCUAAACCUUCAGAAACCUUAAAGAAGAAGAAGAAGAAGACAGUGGUAAUAUCAAAGCCAGAAGAAUUGAAGUCACUCCUUCUUGAAAAGUUAAAGACGUCACAAUACAAGAAGUUACUCACUCAAAGAGAAACACUCCCUGUUUACAAAUACAAGGAUGAUAUUUUAGCUCAGAUUGAUCGAAGCAAAGUGGUUGUAAUUGCUGGAGAAACAGGCAGUGGAAAAAGCACUCAAAUUCCACAAUUUCUUCUUGAGGAUCGUUUGAUGUCUGGAGAGGAAUGUAAUAUUAUCUGUACACAACCACGCCGUAUUUCUGCUGUGAGCCUUGCAAACCGAGUAUCACAGGAACUUGGCGAUAAACCCCCAGGUUCUAUAAAUUCUCUGUGUGGUUAUAGGAUUCGUUUUGAAUCAUGCAUCACACACACCACUUGUCUCACAUAUUGUACCACUGGAGUUGUACUCCGACAGUUGCACUCUGACCCUGAAUUAAAAAAUGUAACACACAUCAUUGUUGAUGAAGUCCAUGAGCGAACUGUGCAGUCAGAUUUUCUUUUGAUUAUCCUCAAGCAGUUGCUUGACACUCGAAAUGACCUUAAGGUGAUUCUAAUGAGUGCCACCAUCGAUUGCGAUCGCAUAUCUGAUUAUUUCCACCAUAGCCCAAUUAUCAAGAUUCCAGGAAGGCUAUUUCCUGUCGAGAUUUCCUAUUUGGAGGACCUCAUAGAGACGACUAAUUAUGCCCUAGAAGAAGAUUCCCCAUAUUGUAUCCCAGCUUCCCAGCUGUGUGAGGAACAAAGAACUACUGUUGCAAUUACUGGUGCUGGGGGCACAAAACAAAAAACAAACCUCUCUUGGUCCAAAGAGGACAUUGUUGAUAUGAGUGGACUUGACAAAGAGAGUUACUCUAAGCAUACUAGACUGACAGUGACACGUAUGAAACCCCACAAAGUCAAUAUGGAUCUAAUUCUCCACCUUUUGAAUUCUCUUGCUUCAAGCAGUACAGAGGUUGAAGGUGCAAUCCUCAUAUUCUUACCUGGAUUAGCAGAUAUUCAAGAACUUUAUGAACUUUUACAGAGUGACCGCAAAUUUUCUAAAUCUGGCAAAUAUCAAAUCCUUGCUUUACAUUCAGUUUUAUCUUCAGAGGACCAGAGCACUGCUUUCAAAAUUCCACCCCCUGGAGUUCGUAAGAUUGUUCUUGCAACCAAUAUUGCUGAAACGGGAGUAACUAUUCCAGAUGUUGUGUAUGUAAUUGACAGUGGCAAAGUGAAAGAGAAUCGAUACAUUGAAUCAAGUCGGAUGAACGCACUAGAAGAAGUCUUUGUAAGCAAGGCCAGUGCGAAACAACGUUCCGGUCGUGCAGGCCGUGUUCGUAAUGGGUUCUGUUAUAGACUUUAUACCAAAGAAGCUUAUUCUAAGUUCCGAGAGUUCACUGUUCCUGAAAUCCUUCGUGUUGCUCUUGAAGAACUUUGUUUACACAUCAUGAAAUGUGAACUUGGAAAAACUGAAGAAUUUCUUCAGCAAGCUUUAAACCCUCCACAGUUACCAGCUAUCUCUCGUGCCAUGAACAUCCUGGAAGACAUUGGUGCUUGUGAAGAUAACGUCUUAACACCUCUUGGGCACCAUCUGGCUGCACUACCUGUUCAUGUGUCCAUUGGUAAAAUGCUGAUCUUUGGUGCUUUGUUUGGUUGCUUGGAACCGGCUGCUGUUAUUGCAGCAGCUGUUAGUGGCAAGUCUCCAUUUGUUGUACCUCUUGAGAAACGGUCAGAAGCUAAUAUGGCAAAACAGAAUCUGUCUAUUGCCAACUCUGACCAUUUAACAAUCUACAAUGCAUAUUCUCGUUGGAAGGCUGCACGUAAGGCUGGGCGAGAGGCAGAAAAUACUUUCUGCAUGCAAAACUAUCUGAAAAGGAAAACACUUUUGGAAAUUGAAAAUGUGAAAACAGAUCUUAUCAAACUUGUAAAAUCUAUUGGAUUUCUCAGCACUAAAGAUGAAAAACAACUUAUUGGAACCUCAUCCUGGAAUUCGUCUACUGAUGUCAGCCCAGGGGUUCAUCUGAAUCCCAAGAUCUGUGCUCUCAUAAAGGCUGUUAUUCUUGCUGGAUUGUAUCCAAAUGUGGCCAAAGUCUGCUCCGAAAAAGAUCCAGAUGGCACCAACCGGAUCUGUGGUGCAGAGAUGCCACAGGGCCAUGCCUAUGUUCAUCCCAGUUCUGUGAACCGGACCCUUCAAGCACAGGGUUAUAUGAUAUACCAAGAGAAAACAAAGCAAUCUAAAGUUUACCUGCGAGAUUGCACCCUUGUUUCUCCAUUUCCAUUAUUGCUAUUUGGCCGCAACAUUGUUGUCCAACACAUUCAGCAAACAGUCACUGUAGACAAAUGGAUUAUUUUCAAGUCCAGAGCUCGGACUGCUGUCAUCUUUAAAGAGUUCCGGAACCUUCUCAAUGAACUCUUGCAAGAAAAGCUAGAUGAGCCUCAAACUGAUUUCCAAAAUGACAAAUCUGUAUUAGCUGUUAUUGAUUUGUUACAAGCUGACAUCUGUUGA